AUGGAUCCCACGCUAAACAAUCUCUUCUUACCAGAGGUUGAUGCAGCUGUCUAUGAACCGUUUCUAUCGUCGCUAGAUAUGGACCAAGAUGAGUCCCAGGACCAGUCUCUCGCUUCCACCACCUCCCCGAGCCACGACGCUGCUGCCGCUACUUCGUUCAUAGACCACGUUUUUACUGCUCCCAACCUUUUGGAUGGCACCUUCGCCAUGCCUCCUUUGGACACCCCCUUCUUUGACCCUUUAUUUGAUCUUGACCAAGGAGCAAACAAUGCAAACGGUUUCCAGUUGGGCGCAAUUCCGCAGCCUGGUAGCAGUGGCAUGCCGCACACACCAAGCACAGCCUUGAACCUACCAACCCAACCUAAUCAACUAGAAUCCAAGGGCGCUAUUAUCGACGAAUUCUUCAUCAAGAAUGGCGCAUAUAGACCGCCUUUUCCCUGUGUGCAAUGCAAAAGGCAGAGAUUGCAAUGUUUAAUUCUUCAGACGACAUCAGCCAAUCCGAAUCCAGUUACCUCAUGCUCAAGCUGCGUUGCUUUAUACAGGGACUGCAGCUUGGCGGAGAAAGCAAAGCGUCAGGCCUCAAGUUUUGAAACUACAAAACCGGUCAUUGGGCAUCUUCAUGGCGUAAACGAGGAGUCGAAUCUGGGGACCUUUGUCGAAGAGCCGACGCUGGGCCAGUCCGCUGCUGCGCCAAGCGCGCCAAUUAAUGUCGUUUCCAAACGAUCCAGCACACGAUCUGCCAAAAAGACACGACCGCUGUCAAAUUGGUUUGCCAGUCACCUAGAUCACCCCUAUCCGUCAGAAGAUGAGAAGAGCGAGCUUGCCGAGGCAUGUGGACUUACCAAGACGCAGGUAGUCAACUGGUUUGCAAACGCACGGCGACGACACCGCAUGUCCGCGCAGUCACUUUUCAACAGCGCUCAGGUGUUCCGCCAAGGAUCGCCAAUGCCCACAGCUCUAUUCCCUCAAAAUAUGUCCCCCAUUGACCGCUGGCGCAACUCACCACCCAGCGACGAACCGACCAGCGCCACAGCGAUCCAGUCUGCGGCCCGGGCUAGCACCUCACCGCAUGUAAAUACGGAGGAAAUAGGAGGCAAAUUUGCACCAAGAGAUGGCUCCGUAUCGUCUCUUAGUGAUGAUGGCUUCAUGUACCCAGGCUAUCCAGGGCAAAGUCAAAACGAGAGGACGUCCAUAUCCGGCUCAUCCGCACAUUCCCAGCAGUCCUCCGAAAUGCAUUUUAACCUUUCCAACCCUGGAUCCUUUGAUGAAGGCGCUCCAGAAAUGGCCAAUGCACGUACAAAAUCCGACUUUACAGGUCCAGUUGUAUUUCGGUGUACCUUUUGUUGGCAGCGCUUCCGCAAACGCUACGACUGGGUUCGCCACGAGCGUUCUGUGCAUGUGCCAGGACUUGAUACAUAUGUCUGUGGGAUUCCUUUGAGCCCAAACCAAUCAUUUUUGCUCUGGCGACCUGGACAGACUUCGCCGGAAUGUAUAUUUUGCGGCGACGCUAAUCCAACCCACGAACAUAUUCAAUCACACGAAUGGAACUCUUGCGCGGAACGAUCAGAUGGCGAGCGCACGUUUGCUAGAAAAGACCACGUUUGGCAACACCUGAUGAAGUUCCACCACUGCAAGAAAUGGCCAGGCUGGCAGCCAGAUCUAAGCAUUCUACAACACCGACAUGAAGUGAUUCACAGCCAAUGCGGCUUUUGCCAGGUGAAAAUGACAACGUGGGAUGAGCGUGCUCAGCACCUCACAGCCCACUUCCGACGCGGAGCCAUUGAGGAAGAUUGGAUUUAUGAUGGCAAGAUGAAGCUGCCGGAUGGAACGACUGUAAUGCCUCUGAUGAGAUCGGAUUAA
[Torrubiella] hemipterigena is the source of this 1860-nucleotide messenger RNA. The record is from the annotation of a GenBank genome assembly. NCBI's taxonomy places the organism in Eukaryota, Fungi, Ascomycota, Sordariomycetes, Hypocreales, Clavicipitaceae.